This is a messenger RNA of Sebastes umbrosus (honeycomb rockfish), 5555 nucleotides long. It is a transcript of the gene iqgap1, whose product is annotated as IQ motif containing GTPase activating protein 1. Gene Ontology annotation, cellular component: nucleus; cytoplasm. Gene Ontology annotation, molecular function: GTPase activator activity; calmodulin binding; actin filament binding. The transcript has 37 exons. The record is from RefSeq and is a predicted model, not a curated record. NCBI's taxonomy places the organism in Eukaryota, Metazoa, Chordata, Actinopteri, Perciformes, Sebastidae. Bases 239 to 5200 code for a protein of 1653 amino acids. Gene Ontology annotation, biological process: regulation of actin cytoskeleton organization; regulation of GTPase activity.
UUAGGAAGAACACACCCAGAGUGACAUCAGUGAGCUUUGAAGAAGAAGAAGAAGAAGAAGAAGAAAAGUGUCCAGUGAAACUAGAGCAGAGGAGGAAGAAGAGGGCCGAGAGGUCCUUCUGGGUUUCUAUCGGUUUGUUUGAAGUUCCGGAGAGUUUUGGGAACCAACGUGUCCAAACUGCGCGUAAAGUUUGUUACCGAAGCGGCGCUCAGAGUCUCUAGAGAAGAGAGGAGGAAGGAUGUCAACUUCAGACGAGACAGACGGGCUGCGGCCCAGAUAUGGCUCCGUCCUGGAUGGCGUGGAGCGGCUCACGGCGGAGGAGAUGGACGAGCAGCGGCAGCAGAACAUGGCCUACGAGUACCUGUGUCACCUGGAGGAAGCCAAAAGAUGGAUGGAGGCCUGUCUGGACGAGGAGCUGCCUCCCACCACGGAGUUGGAGGAGGGGUUGAGGAACGGCGUCUAUCUGGCCAAACUGGGCAACUUCUUCGCCCCAAAAACCGUCUCCCUCAAGAAGAUCUACGACCGCGAGCAGACGCGCUACAAGGCCACCGGUCUCCAUUUCAGACACACAGACAACGUCAUCCAGUGGCUCAACGCCAUGUCAGAGAAGGGACUGCCAAAGAUCUUCUACCCUGAAACCACAGACAUAUACGACAGAAAGAACAUGCCGCGCUGCAUCUACUGUAUACACGCACUCAGCCUGUAUCUGUUCAAGCUCGGCCUGGCCCCUCAGAUCCAGGAUCUGUAUGGAAAAGUAGAUUUCACUGAGGAGGAGAUCAACAACAUGAAGAGCGAGCUGGAGAAGUACGGGAUCCAGAUGCCCGCCUUCAGCAAGAUUGGAGGGAUCCUGGCCAAUGAGCUGUCGGUGGAUGAAGCUGCAUUACACGCCGCCGUGAUCGCCAUCAACGAGGCCAUCGACCACGGUGCACCGGAGGGCACGGUGGCCGCUAUGCAGAACCCCAACGCCAUGCUGGUCAACCUGGACGCCAGCGGCGCUCGCCAGUACCACGACACGCUGUACCAGGCUAAGGGAGAGAAGGUGGCCAGCUCACGCAAACGGCAAAUGGAGAAUGUGGACGCAGAGAGAGAUAUCUACGAUGAGCUUCUCACCCAGGCUGAAAUCCAGGGCAACGUCAACAAGGUCAACGUGAGCAACGCCUUGAGUGCAGCCGAACAGUCGUUGCUGAGCGGCGAUGAGAAUAAGUUAUACGAGGCCCUUAAAGCCAUGGGCGUCCAGAACAUGCAGGCCCAGAACAAAGCCUGGUACCUCAAACAGCUGCAGGGUGACCGAGAGAAUAAAGACCAGACGUCUCCAGGAGAAGCUCUGACUAAGGAUGAGCUGCAGUGCGGCGUGGUCGUGUCCAAUGAGAUUGCAGAAGCCUACAUAAAGAUGUUGAAGGCCGUGGAACGCAUUAACGCCGCCAUCAGGGCGGGCGUGCCGGAGAAGACGGUGGAAGAGCUGAUGAACCCCGACGCUCAGCUGCCUGAAGUUUACCCCAGCGCUGCAGACCUCUACCAGAGAGAGCUGGUCAGCCUGCAGCAGCAAAGCCCCGAGGGCUCGCUGUCCCACCCUGAGCUGCUGGUUGCCGUGGAGAUGCUGUCGUCGGUGGUGCUGAUGAACGAGGCGAUGGACGUCGGCAACCGAGACGCCCUCUGGAAACAACUGGCCAGCUCUGUCACUGGACUCAGUAAUGUGGAGGAUGAAUACGCACAGAGGUACAUGGAUGAACUGAUGCGUCUGAAGGCAGCAGCCAGAGAGGAAGGCUCCGACUAUCUCACCUGGAACGACAUUCAGGCCUGCAUCGACCAAGUCAACCUGACCGUGCAGGAGGAGCAUGAACGUAUCGCCGCCAUCGGGCUGAUCAACGAGGCCCUGGACGAAGGCGAUCCCACCAAGACCCUGUCCAUGCUGCAGAACCCCUCAGCCAAGAUGACAGAUGUGGACCCGUCGGUGGCUCAGCACUACCACGAUAAACUGCUGGAGGCCCGCAGAGAGAAGGCUCACGAGACCCAGGACCCGUCUGCUGUGCUGUGGCUGGAUGAGAUCCAGGACGCCGUUCUGAAGGCAAACCAGGACACUCAGGAGGCCUUACAGUUCUCGCAGUCCAUCCAGGCCGUGAACCAGGCGGUGGACAGCGGCGAGCCGGCUCAGACUCUGGCUGCUCUGCGUAACCCCGGAGCAGGACUGUAUGGGGUCACCUCUGAGUGUGGCCAGACCUACCAGGGUGACCUGUCCAAGAUCAAGGACGGGAAAAAGGCAGAAGGUGAUAACGGCAGUGAGUGGGUGAAACACUGGGUGAAGGGAGGACACAACUACUAUUAUAACCUGAAUGGCAAGGAGGGCACCUGGGUGGAGCCGGAGGACUUCCUGCAGAACAACACGCAGCUCAACAAGGAGGACAUCCAGUCGGUGGUUUCCGGGGUAACCACAGCCUACAAUCGGGAGCAGCUGUGGCUGGCCAACGAGUCUCUAAUUGCCAAGCUGCAAGCUCGUUGCCGUGGCUACCUGGUGAGAAACGGCCAAAAGGAGCGGAUGAGCUUCCUGACGUCCCAAGACCCAGCUGUUACCUGCAUACAGGCUCACUGGAAGGGCCACAAACAGAGGAAGAAGUUCAAAGACCGUAAGCAGUAUCUGAAAGACCACAAUGACGAGGCCGUCAAGAUCCAGUCCGUGGUUCGGAUGCACCAAGCUCGUAAGAAAUACAAGGAUCGUCUCCAGUACUUCAGAGAUCACAUCAAGGAGGUGGUGAAGAUUCAGGCGUUCAUUAGAGCCAACAAGGCCAGAGACGACUACAAGACGCUGAUCAGCGCCGAGGAUCCUCCGAUGGCGGUGGUGAGGAAGUUCGUCCACCUGCUGGACCACAGCGACCAGGACUUCCAGGAGGAGCUGGAGCUGAUGCGGAUGCGCGAGGAGGUGGUCACCAACAUCCGCUCCAACCAGCAGCUGGAGAACGACCUGAACCUGAUGGACAUCAAGAUCGGCCUGCUGGUGAAGAACAAGAUCACGCUGCAGGAGGUGGUGUCCCACAGCAAGAAGCUGACCAAGAAGAACAAGGGCCAGCUGUCCGACAUGAUGAUGAUGAACAAGCAGAAGGGAGGCCUGAAGGCCCUCAGCAAGGAGAAGAGGGUCAAACUGGAGGCCUACCAGCACCUCUUUUACCUGCUACAGACCAACCCCACGUAUCUGGCCAAGCUGAUCUUCCAGAUGCCACAGAAUAAAUCCACCAAGUUCAUGGACUCUGUGAUCUUCACCCUGUAUAACUACGCCUCCAACCAGAGGGAGGAGUACCUGCUGACCAAGCUCUUCAAAACUGCCCUGCAGGAGGAGAUCAAGUCCAAAGUGGACCAGAUGAAGGAGAUCGUCACAGGAAACCCGACGAUCAUCAAGAUGGUGGUGAGCUUCCACCGAGGUGCGCGGGGACAGAACGCGCUGCGGCAGAUCCUGGCUCCGGUCGUCAAGGAGAUCAUGGAUGACAAGUCGCUAAACAUCAAGACCGACCCGGUGGACAUCUACAAGAGCUGGGUCAACCAGAUGGAGACGCAGACUGGAGAGGCCAGUAAGCUGCCGUAUGACGUGACUCCGGAGCAGGCCAUGGCCCACGAUGAGGUGAGGACCAGACUGGAAGCCUCCAUCAAGAACAUGAAGACCAUCACGGACAAAUUCCUGUCUGCCAUUAUCGUCUCGGUGGAUAAAAUCCCAUAUGGGAUGCGUUUCGUCUCCAAGGUGCUGAAGGACACCCUUCAUGAGAAGUUCCCAGAUGCUACAGAGGACGAGCUGCUCAAGAUUGUGGGGAACCUCCUGUAUUACCGCUACAUGAACCCGGCCAUCGUGGCGCCCGACGCCUUUGACAUCAUCGAGGUGUCGGCGGGUGGCCAGCUGACCACCGAGCAGCGGCGAAACCUGGGCUCUGUCGCCAAGAUGCUGCAGCACGCCGCCUCCAACAAGAUGUUCCUGGGAGACAACGCCCAUCUCAACCCCAUCAAUGAAUAUCUCAGCGCCUCCUACCAGAAGUUCAGGCGUUUCUUUCUGGCAGCGUGCGACGUUCCCUCCCUGGAAGAUAAGUUCAACGUGGAUCAGUACUCCGACUUGGUCACCGUCACCAAACCUGUCAUCUACAUCUCCAUCGGAGAGAUGAUCAACACUCACACACUGCUGCUGGACCACCAGGACGCCAUCGCUCCAGAGCACAAUGACCCCAUCCACGAGCUGCUGGAGGACCUGGGAGAGGUUCCCACCGUUGAGUCCCUCAUCGGUGAGAAUCCUCUUCCUCCAGACGACCCCAACAAAGAGCUGAUGGGGAAGACCGAGGUGUCACUCACACUCACUAACAAGUUUGACGUCCCCGGUGAGGCCAACACUGAGAUGGACGCCCGGACUCUGCUGCUCAACACCAAGAGGCUGAUUGUGGAUGUGAUCCGGUUCCAGCCUGGAGAGACUCUGACUGAAAUCCUGGACUCAACAGGAGGAACAGAUCAGGAAGCAGAGUACCAGCGUGCGAUGCAGAGGAGGGCCAUCAGAGACGCCAAGACUCCAGAGAAGAUGAAGGCGGUGAAGCCGGUGGUGGACGACAGCCUGACGCUGCAGGGCAAGAAGGACAAGAUCAAGAGCAACCUGCAGAGGCUGGCCGAGCUGGGGAAGGUCCACCCGGAGAACCGCUAUCAGGACCUCAUCAACGACAUAGCCAAGGACAUCAGAAAUCAGAGGCGGUAUCGUCAGCGUAGGAAAGCGGAGCUGGUGAGACUUCAGCAGACCAACGCCGCCCUCAACUCAAAGACCAAUUUUUACAAUAUUCAGAUUGAUUCCUACAAUCAGUAUAUCAAGACGUGCAUGGACAACCUGGCCAGCAAGGGCAAGGUGUCCAAGAAACCAGGCGACAGCAAGGCCAAGAAGAGUAAACAGGUUUCACAGAAAUACACCGCGUCUCGCCUCCAUGAGAAGGGCGUCCUGAUCUCGAUAGAGGACCUGCAGCCCAACCAGUUCAAGAAUGCUAUUUUUGAGAUUUCUCCAUCAGAGACUGUCGGAGUUUUUGAGGUGAAGGCCAAGUUCAUGGGCGUGCACUUGGAUACGUUACAGUUAGAAUAUCAGGAUCUCCUCCAGCUUCAGUAUGAAGGCGUGGCGGUGAUGAAGCUCUUCGACAAAGCCACCGUCAACGUCAACCUGCUCAUUUUCCUGCUCAACAAGAAAUUCUACGGGAAAUAGAAAAAAAAGAAAAGGAUGAAAAGGGCUACAGACACUGAUUCAAACCACAAAACCCACUCUGAGGGUCGCAGAAAGCCCUGACCUGAACCACCCUGGCUUCCCUUCACAUUCCCUACUGCACUUCUCCUAUGUGCCUAUGCAAAUUUAUGUGCAUUAUUUUUUUUAUUAUCAUGUGGAUCACCAUAUGUGCUUUAAUGGAGCAGUCCAUUGUGCGACUCGAUCCUGCUGGAGUCUCUUUCUUACUGUCUGUAACUGUGGCUAGGUCAGAGGUUUAACAUUUGUAUGUUUUGCUUUAAAUAUUAUGAAUAUCUUGUGCAUGGGCCUUGAUUUAUUAUAAAAACAAAUGUAUGUUUUA